AUGGAGACUGUUUUUAUUACAAUUCAUGAUCUGUCCUUGGACGCCCGCAUGAAAUACUGUUCCGACUCAAUCGAGGACAUCCUGGGAUACCUACCAAAUGAGGUCGUCGGCAGAUCUUGUUGGGAGUAUUUCCAUCCAGAUGAGAUACCGUUCGCACGGGAAAUUCAUGGCCGCGGCAUCAGUCUUGAUAAGGCGGCUGUGCUGAACUAUUGCCGAAUCCGGCACAGGGACGGCUCUUGGAUUGGUUGCGAAUGUGUCUUCACUGUUGUUCACGAUGUGCUUGUCGCUAGUACGGCGAUUUACCGAAGAGGGCCAAAAGCUCGUCAACGCGCACUGGACGGUGCGGGAAUCCGUCGCAUCUUCUCAUCUUCACCUCGAGAUCCUCGUUAUCACAUGUUGUCCUACUUGUCGAACAAAUUCUAUCAAGAACCUUCUGCUCACCUCCCCGAACCGAGAGCGGCUCUUUUUCUCAAUCGUUUCACUCGCACUUCGACCAUCAUGUACGCCACAAACGGUGUUUCCAGCAUUUUGGGUCUCCAGCCAAGCGAUAUGGUUGGGAAGAGUUUUUAUGAAUGCAUCGAGGCCAAUUGUCUGCAAGAUGCAAUUAAAUGCCUUGAGAGCGCAAAAGCAAACGACUCAAUAGCCUAUCUGCGAUUCUGGUAUCGCAAUCCUUUGCGACAGACUAACGGCGCCCAUUCGGAUAUCAUGCCGGACGACGAGAGUGAUGAAGACGAGGAGGGCGGUGUACGUCUACGAACGGGUGUAAGGUCUGAAUCAAGCGUCUCCAUGACGGAUGCCUCGACCCCCCGUGCCAAUGAGCGGACCAAUCAUGUCGAUAACGGCGAUACCUCAGGAAACUCAGUACAUGGUGGAAGGCGUGGUCAACCCACUGCUCAUUCACAGACAACGCAAUCAGACUCCCACUUGGAGCCACCCAUGCCUGACGGCAACGUCCAUCGGACAAGCUCGGACGUCAGCACCUUUACUGAAGGAAAUGCAUCGGAUGGCGUCUUUGACCGUCCCAUAACAGAGCGAAGAGAAUCGUCGCAAACGCCACCCGAAGACAUUGAGCCCGAACAUGUAGAGAUUGAGGCCGUCGUGUCUUGCUCGUCCGAUGGACUGGUGGUUAUCUUGCGCCGUGCAAGACCUCUGGUCCCUCACACCCUCGGCGCCACAGAGGCUCCUUACUAUGCGAAUGGACUUUUCGCCUCACCCUGGGCGCCGGAACCGCUGUUACCUCAGGCCAUGCAAGAGGCGCCUAUGGCUUCUUCAGGAGCUGGGUCGGGAGCCACCCGAACCGACAACUCUGAUCCAGGUUUUAUGGCUGCCAUCAGAGAUGUGGCAGUGUUUGCAUGGUCACUUACUGGUAUCAACGGUUCGUUGGCACAGUAUGCUCACGGCCAUGCGUCUGGGGAAGCACUCCCUCUCGGUUUGCCUGUCUGGGAUCCGAAUGCAAAGGUCGACGAGCAGAGCAACGAACUCUACAAUGGAUUCUUGGGCAGUGCUCAUCGCUCAUUUGAGGGCAUGGACGAGCCUGCCAAAAUCGAGAGAGACAACGAUUCUACUAGCAGUGAGGAUGAAGUUGUCUGGAAACGAACGGCGGAAAUGCCCCCCUGGAGGCGGCCGAAGAGAAGGGCCCAUGAAGAUGCAUUUGGCUCUGAUGGACAUGAUGGCAUCGACGGUCAGAACGAAGACGGUGGGCGCAAGAGAGCCACCAGGUCGUACACCGGCUCUGGAUCCGCCUCGGCGUCUUCUGGAUUAGGAUCAGGUUCAGGGCCAUCGACCGGGUCAGGCUCAGGUUCGGGAGCUGGCUCUGCUACUGAUUCUGUUUAA
Molecule: messenger RNA, 1833 nt
Organism: Exophiala viscosa
Lineage: Eukaryota; Fungi; Ascomycota; Eurotiomycetes; Chaetothyriales; Herpotrichiellaceae
Exons: 3
Coding region: 1-1833 (610 amino acids)
Biological process (GO): regulation of transcription by RNA polymerase II
Cellular component (GO): nucleus; aryl hydrocarbon receptor complex
Molecular function (GO): protein binding; DNA-binding transcription factor activity, RNA polymerase II-specific; RNA polymerase II cis-regulatory region sequence-specific DNA binding
Source: RefSeq, a predicted model, not a curated record